Molecule: messenger RNA, 609 nt
Organism: Maudiozyma barnettii
Lineage: Eukaryota; Fungi; Ascomycota; Saccharomycetes; Saccharomycetales; Saccharomycetaceae
Gene: EFB1
Product: translation elongation factor 1 subunit beta
Exons: 2
Coding region: 1-609 (202 amino acids)
Biological process (GO): translational elongation
Cellular component (GO): eukaryotic translation elongation factor 1 complex; cytosol
Molecular function (GO): guanyl-nucleotide exchange factor activity; translation elongation factor activity
Source: RefSeq, a predicted model, not a curated record
AUGUCUGACUUCUCCAAGAUCGAAACUCUAAAGCAAUUGAACGCUUCUCUAGCUGACAAAUCUUACAUCGAAGGUACCGCUGCUUCUCAAGCCGAUGUUGCUACCUUCAAGGCUUUCCAAACUGCCUACCCAGACUUCGCCAGAUGGUUCAACCACAUCGCUGCUCUAGCUGACGAAUUCGAAACUUUCCCAGCUGCUUCUGGUGCUGCUGCCGAAGAAGAUGACGAUGAUGUCGAUCUAUUCGGUUCUGACGACGAAGAUGAUGAAGCUGCCGAAAAAUUAAAGGCUGAAAGAAUUGCUGAAUACAACGCCAGAAAGGCUGCUAAGCCACCUAAGCCAGCUGCCAAGUCUAUGGUCACCCUUGACGUCAAGCCAUGGGAUGACGAAACUGAUUUGGAAGAAUUGGUUGCUAACGUCAAGGCCAUCGCCAUGGAUGGUCUAGUCUGGGGUGCUCACCAAUUUAUUCCAAUUGGUUUCGGUAUCAAGAAGCUACAAGUCAACUGUGUUGUUGAAGAUGACAAGGUCUCUCUAGAUGACCUACAACAAACUAUCGAAGAAGACGAAGACCACGUCCAAUCUACCGAUAUCGCCGCUAUGCAAAAAAUUUAA